Messenger RNA from Tetranychus urticae (two-spotted spider mite), 2171 nucleotides. RefSeq lists its product as uncharacterized. NCBI's taxonomy places the organism in Eukaryota, Metazoa, Arthropoda, Arachnida, Trombidiformes, Tetranychidae. The record is from RefSeq and is a predicted model, not a curated record.
UGUUUUGCUUUUGUUUUGGUUUACAGCAAAGUCUAUAGACUUUCGCCAAAACAAACCAACAUCUCAGUCAUUACAUGAUUCCCUUUCAAUUUAAUUAUAAAAUUGUAUUCAUCUGAAGUUUCAAGUUUUCCAGUGAUUUGUUUCUCUCUGGUGUUUUCAAAAAUUUAAAUUGUUAUGUUUGUUAGCCGAUGAUUAACUACCAUCAAUGGAUAAAGCUUUGUUUUGCCUCUCGUUGCGAGAAAACCGUUUACAACUUUUUUUGAUACCAAUUUUUUUCUCAUUUAAUGUUUAUUUUUUUCCUUUUAUUCUUCUCAAUGAUCAUAAUUCUUAGUCAAAGUAUCCCGAUCCCCGUCCCAUUACCGUUACCCGUUCCCCUCCCAUUACCAUUGCCAUUGCCUUUACCCUUACCAGUACCUGUUCCUGUCCCUGGAGCUGUUGGUGCUAUUGGAGCUGCAGGUGUUGUUGGUGCUGCUCUCGUUGGUGGACUUGCUAGUGGAAUUGUUGGUGGAUUAACUGGAGGUUUAACCGGUGGAAUCACUGGAGCAAUAGUAGCUAAGAAAAAACAUAAGGAUAAACAUGAGGAGCACAAAGAGAAAGAAAAGGAGAAACAUAAAAAGAUGAAGAAGAUGAUGAAAAAAGCUAAGAAAAUGGCCAAAAAAGAGAAGAAAAAGAAAGAAGCUGAAGCCCAUGGUGAAGCCCAUGGUGGGUCAAUGCAUGGCGGUUAUGCUGAUGGUGAUAAUGGAUUUGAUCUCAGUGGACAUGAAGAUGGUUCAAAUUACUCUGAAUUAUCUCCAGAUCAGGGCAACUCUGACCAUUUACCUUCAGGACAUGGAGAUUCUUCUGAAAUAGCACAAGAUGCUGGUUUCCCCAACGACCACGGCUCAUCUGAUAAUGGUGCUUCUAGUCAAGAUUUCUCGCCAUUCCAUGGCUCUAGUAAUGGUGAUCAUAAUUCCCAAAAUAAUCAGGAUCCUGGCGGAUCAAAUCAUCACGGAGAUUCCGGUCAGCAAAAUAUGCCUUCAGAUCACGAUUCUUCUGGUCUUCUUGGUUCUUCCGAAAAUCAAAAUUCUCAUAGUGAUCAUGGUGAUCACGGUGGUGCUUCUCAUCAAGAUGAAGGACUAUCGCCAUUUAAUGGGCCAACCAGUGUUCAAAAUGGCCAAAAUUCAAACGAGCAACACGACUCUUCAAAUGGAAAUGUAGGCUUUCAGGACAAUGGACAAUCACAUGAUCAAGGAUCGUCAUCAUUCCAAGGACAGAGUAACAAUGGAAAUACUGAUCAAGCGAAUCAUGGAUACUCUGACUCUCAUACACCCGAUCAUAGUCAUUCUAAUGAUCAAGGUCUGAAUUCCUUCCAUGAGCCCUCUGAUGCUAACCACAAUCAAAACCCUCACGAAGCUGUCUCUAACCAACAUGAUUCUUCAAAUGAACAUUCACAAACCCAAAACAAUGGAGCUUCUCACGAUCAAGAAUUGUCUCCUUUUCAUGGUUCAGCUGACAGUGACAAGAGCAAUCAAGGAGCUAACACUGGUUCUGCAAUGCCUGAUGGUGGGUCUUCCAAUGAUCAAACUUUAAGCUCUUUCAACGGAGGUUCUCAAAAUGAGCAUGGUGCUUUUUCAUCUCAAGCUAAUUCAGAUAAUCAUCAUAGUUCAUCUGACUCUGUUCCUUCAAGCAGUUCUGGUAAUGACGGUGACCAUUCUAUUUCUUCGAGUCAUUCAAAUAACGGACAACCAGAAGGGUGGUAAUUUGGAAAAUACUCAAAAAUCUGAAUAUUUCGAUCCAAUACCAGAUUUUAUCAUUGUUAAUUCUUUAGGGACUCUUACAACGAUAGGUCAUUUGCUCUCAAAAUUGUCUUUAAAGUCUAAUAAGUGCCAAUAUUGAAUAUUUUUCCCGAUGAUACAAUUUGAAUUAUUUCAAUCUUUGGAAAAGGUUGAGUUGUUAUUACUGAAUUUGUUUAUUAACGGUUGCAUUUAGACUCCUAUUUUAUUUAUUUUAUUUAUUUAACUUAUUAACCCAAAUUUGAACCAUUAAGCUCGAACCGUUCAUUUUUAGUUCAUAACUCAAAAUACUUUUACAAUACCCACAUUCAAGUUAAAAAGCAAUUGUAUUUUUCGUUGACAAAACAUUCUCAAUGUAUUUAAUACACUUAAUUUAUAAAUUAUUUAUUUGUUUUUUUU